Molecule: messenger RNA, 1675 nt
Organism: Salpingoeca rosetta
Lineage: Eukaryota; Choanoflagellata; Craspedida; Salpingoecidae
Exons: 9
Coding region: 371-1534 (387 amino acids)
Biological process (GO): proteasome-mediated ubiquitin-dependent protein catabolic process
Cellular component (GO): cytoplasm; GID complex; nucleus
Molecular function (GO): protein binding; ubiquitin protein ligase activity
Source: RefSeq, a predicted model, not a curated record
UGACACCAACAAGCAAGCAAAGACGAGCAACAGCGGUUAUUUGGGUUUGCACCACCACCACCACCCCCGAUCAGCAGCACCAACCAAGACAAGGCCGCAUCAACGCGAAAGCCAGGCGAGGAGUACACGAACCAUCAUCGGCUUCCCUUUCCACGAAUAUCUCUUCCCUUUGGUACCACUCCCCGUCCCUGCUUUUCUCUCUUUCUCGUUCUCUCGCCUCUGGCGUUGGCAUAGAGCAAAGCAGAAGCACGCCUCCCGUUGAGCUGUGCAAGGACAAGCAACCCACUCAACAAGAAGACAGGAGGAAGAAGAAGCAAAACGGGGACGUAGUCCUGCAUCAGGAUCAGAUUGAAAAGACGGACAAGCAGACAUGUCGUCACAGGACACCACGCGACAGCUCUUCACGGAGAUUGGCUGUCUUGAGCAUCCGUUCAUGAAAGCUUCUGUGGACGAGGUGGUGCGCGUGUCAAAGAGCUGUCAGAAACUCAUCGACACGGAGAUGGUCAGCAUAAUCAAGGCCUUUGACGAGCUCGCCGGCUCCUCUGACGUCUCUGCAGCUGUCGUGGACGCCAGGCUAGCAGCAAUGCAGACCCAAAUUGAACAACUCGAGGACCAGAUGCAAGAGAUCCGGCAAGCCGAGAGUGAAGUGUUUGAAAUGUGCGCUGCUCGUGUGCAACAUCUCCAAAACGCCGAGACAAUGAGUGCGGACCUGUGGAAGCAGCUGCGCGUCAACCGCUUUCUCGCCGACUAUCUCCUCCGUAAUGGCCUGUACGACACGGCGGAGAAGCUUGCUGCCGUCCCCGCGCUGGCGUCCCUCAUCAACGUCCCCCUCUUCCAAGAGGUGCGUGCGUUGGAGCAGCACAUCCGCAACCGCGAGUUUGAGCCCGUGUUGGUGUGGCACGCGCGCCACGAGCAGCGGCUGCGGCGACUGGGCAGCACCCUCCUCUUCAAGCUGGAGCUGCAGGUCUUCAUCGAGUUGAUACGCAAGGACGAGCGGGCAGAGGCACUCGCGUACGCGCGCACUGCAUUCCCAAAACACGCCCAGCAGCACAUGGACACAAUCAACAAGGCAGUCGGCGUGCUCGUGUUUCCUCAGCAACACGCAUCGCAGGAGUUGCUAUCGGAAGAACGGCUUGAGGACUUGGUGCAGCAGCUGCGACGCAACAACUUUGCACUGCACAGCCUCACCGCCCAGUCUGUGUUUGACGCCACGCUGCAAAUUGGCGUUUCCGCCUUCAAAACCGUGCACUGCGGCAACCCAAACACAGCGCUCUCCACCUGCCCCACGUGCAGCAAAGACAUGCAGCCGCUGGCAGCGAAGAUGCCGUAUUCGGUGCAGACGACGUCCAAGCUGUAUUGCCGCAUCAGCAAUGCCAGGAUGGACGAGCACAACCCGCCCUACAUGCUUCCAAACGGCCAGGUCUACUCGGAACAGGCGUUGCGGAGCAUGCAGGAAACCAACGGCCACAUCACGUGUCCAGAGACGCACAACACGUUCCACAUGAGUGAAUGCAAGCGCGUGUACAUUGUGUGAUGGUGUGCCCAGUGCAUGCACCAACGCAUCGCAUGAUUGAUCGACCCAUUGUAGUUUCUCUUCCUCAUCUCGCCAUUGUUUGUUACCCAUAGCCCGCCACGCUCACCCCCUCUCUUUCUCACUGUAAUAAACGAACGAGUG